AUGAGCAAGUGCUCUGAUGGUCAAUAUGGAAAAGCUUGUGGUAAAUCAUGUGUGCAACGGAACUGUUUGGAUAGUUCCAGUUCCUGUAAUCACGUGACUGGCGAAUGUGCUGGCGGUUGUAACCGAGGAUAUCGAUCUGUGGAUUGUACCGAGCCUUGUUCUGUUGGAACAUAUGGCUACAACUGUAAUGCGUCAUGUGAUGAUCGACACUGCAGUGGUAAUCAAGACUGUGACAUAUUCUUUGGCAACUGUACUCAGGGAUGUCUGAGUGGCUGGGAAUUGACAGACUGCGUAGUUCGGUGUCGCGAUGGUAGGUACGGACCUGGGUGUAAAUUCAGUUGCAGUGAAAGACACUGUAAAGGAGACAGUACGUCAUGUGAUGCAGAUCAAGGAACGUGUCUUAAUGGUUGUCAACCAGGAUGGAAGAAUCAAAGUUGUUCUGUAGCAUGUGCCACUGGUACAUACGGCCCAGACUGUCGGUUAUCGUGCUCACAGAGACAUUGUCAGGAUGAAGCUGCCAGUUGUGACCAUGUCAGUGGUUCCUGUGGAGGUCCAUGUCAGGGCGACUGGAAGGAAAUAGACUGUACAGGAUGUACAGGGGCAUACGGUCUAGGAUGCAGUUCGUCAUGCAGCGACAGACACUGUAAAGCUGAUGGUGCACCAUGUGAUCACUUGACUGGUUCCUGUGGUGGACCAUGUGAUGCUGGUUGGCAAGGAGAUACGUGCACAGACAUCCACUACCCAUGA
Molecule: messenger RNA, 747 nt
Organism: Gigantopelta aegis
Lineage: Eukaryota; Metazoa; Mollusca; Gastropoda; Neomphalida; Peltospiridae
Product: multiple epidermal growth factor-like domains protein 10
Exons: 7
Coding region: 1-747 (248 amino acids)
Molecular function (GO): scavenger receptor activity
Source: RefSeq, a predicted model, not a curated record